Molecule: messenger RNA, 2717 nt
Organism: Amphibalanus amphitrite
Lineage: Eukaryota; Metazoa; Arthropoda; Thecostraca; Balanomorpha; Balanidae
Product: zinc metalloproteinase nas-14-like
Exons: 9
Coding region: 786-2288 (500 amino acids)
Biological process (GO): proteolysis
Cellular component (GO): extracellular region
Molecular function (GO): chitin binding; zinc ion binding; metalloendopeptidase activity
Source: RefSeq, a predicted model, not a curated record
GGAUUCACAAGGACAGAGCCCCCGCUAAGCGAAGCUUGUUACGCUGACCCUGCCCUCCACCCUCCGAUCGCGCAAUUCCGGUUCUAUGGCAGAAUUUAGAGUCCAAAGUUUAACGUGCGCACUGCGCACAUAGCCGCGCACGGCCGAUCCCCUCACUGACUUCGCCUGGCUACGGUCCGCCACCAACCGCAACCAUACCUGUCAGGAGGCCCAUAAACGCCAAGCGCCCGUCGCGCUUCGAACCCGGACUGUUGUAACCGGGAACGUGUGCUCUCACCACGCGGAGUCCAACGCUCUACCGACUGAGCUACGGGACCGGCAAACAGAAAGGCUACGCCGCCAGUCAUAUAUAGAAACAGAAUAGACCAUUUCCAUAGAAGUUUCGAUAUGUAUGAGCAGCUUGUCUUUUUCCUCUGAAGUUUGUGAGCGCCUCAUUGCAGGGCGCCAAGUCUUGCGUCAAUUCCGCAUCAUACCUGCGACAGUUGAUAAGUCACAAUGGUAGGUAUAUUUAGAAACAGGAUGGGACAUUUCCAUCGAAGUUUCGAUAUGUAUGAGCAGCUUGUCCUUGUUCCUCUGAAGCUUAUGAGCGCCUCAGUUCAGUGAAGUCGCCGUCGCGCUGUGGUGUUUUAGCACCUGCAUCCGGCGCUGGGCGGCUGCCGAUGGACCGGGCCUGUUAUCGGGGUUAGCGCCACGAGGGCGGGGCGUGCUCUUGUCGCCCCAGGGGAGCUGGCGGCGGGUCAGCGGCGCUCGCCAGUCUGCCGCCGGUUCGGCCCCGAGGCGGUGUCAUGGUGCCCCCGAGUGGCUCCCCGGUUCGCGCGCCGCUGGCGGUGGCGGCGAUCGCAGUGGCAGCGGUCGCCGUCCGCGCCGCGCCCUGCCCCUACGACGCCUCGGCCGACCUCAACUCGCUGCUGGACCGGUCGCAAAUGCUCUGGAGUGAAUCUGAAGAACGGGGCGCUGGCUACAGCUAUCCCAUUCCCACCUACGCUCGAUGUGACCCGUUCUACGAGGGAGACAUCUUUCUAGAUGGGAUGGAGCCGUGGGCGGACCCGGAGCGCGGGCCGGGCCCCAUGGAGCCUGAGGUCCAGCUGUGGCCCGGCGGAGUCGUCUACUACACCACGUCUGUGUACGAUAGUAACGUGCUACUCAUUCUCAACAUCUCCAUCGCCGAUAUAGAAUCGCGCACGGCCACAGCGGCCGGGCCGUGCAUCCGGUUCGAGCCCUGGUCUCCAGGGGUCUCCGAGGACUUCCUCUUCAUCACCGACCAGCUCACCAACUCGUGCUGCUUCAGCAGCAUCGGCAGGCGCGGCGGCAACCAGAGCCUCAACAUCGGCAUCAAAGGCAACAACGUCGGAAACGCCAAACACCUGCUCAUGCACGCUCUAGGUUUUUGGCACGAGCACAGCCGACCAGGGCGAGACGCGGACAUCGAGGUCCUGUGGGAUAACGUGACGGAGGGCCUGGAAUGUUUCUUCGACAAAUACCGAAACGAGACGGAGUUUGUGCAGACGGACCCGUACGACCUGACCAGCGUGACGCACAUAUCGCUCAACACGUGGGCCCGGGAGCGCGGUCAGGACACGCUGCGGCCGCGCUCCCCCACCAACGAAACAGAUAUAGGCUUCAAACAGAGGCUAUCUACCCAAGACAUUCGGAGAAUCCGGGCCAAGUACGGCUGUCCCGUCCCGGAUGAAACCACCACUUAUCAGCCAACAACAGCCGAGCCAGUGACAACAACGGAAAGAACUACCACGGUCCUUCCAACAACAGAACUGUCGACCACGGAACAGUCGACUACGGUCCUUCCAACAACGGAACGAACUACCACGGUCCUUCCAACGACGGAAAGAACUACCACGGUCCUUCCAACAACGGAACAAACUACCACGGUCCUUCCAACAACGGAAGACACUACCACGGUCCUUCCAACAACGGAACGAACUACCACGGUCCUUCCAACAACGGAACGAACCACUACGGUCUUUCCGACGACGGAACGGCCGACUACGGUCUUUUCAACAACGGAACAAACUACUACCUAUCUGCCGCCCAGAGUCGUCUGCAAGGACCAGCCAGACGGCCUGAUGCUGGCCUAUCCGGACGACUGUCACAAGUUCUACAAGUGCAGCGGCGGCCGCGACUACGUGUGCUGCUGCCCACUGCCAUUGGUGUUCUCUGCUGAAGAGAGCACGUGCGACCACGAGUGGCACGUGCCGUGCGACACGCCCGACCAGGAGUCUGAGUGUCCCCAACAUCAUGUACCCGACUCAGCACAGUGCAGGUACAGCUAACGGAAACGCGCUGGCGAACUGCGCCCAAAGAUACGAUUUCGAAAAUCCGGCAGGUCUGUCCGUCAUCGACUGCCGUCGCCACACCGACUUCGUCAGCUGACCUGUGGCUGUCAGUCACGUGCUCUAUCAGCCAAUCACAGGCUGGUCCCGGGGUGGAAGUCUGGCCAAUCAGAUAAUUCGCUGAGCCAGGCAAAGCGCUGAUCUCUGGCGGCGCGCUUUCCUUGCGAUCUGUACAUCUCUGCAGCAUCGCAUAUGCUGGAAUAAUUGAUAGGGAUAAUUUCGGGGAGCAAAAAAACUUUUUCAAGACAAGCUCUGUAUGAGACUUUUUUGCCAAAGUGUAAAAAUAAAUGUUUCCCUUUAUUUCAAUGGUAAUGCGUUGUCAUGGCAGAGAAUUGACGUCGAGGACCACAAAUACAAAAGUGCGAUACA